AUGUCCAAGGCAAAACGACGACGUAUUACUUCGGCGUUUUCGUUAUUCGUCGAGGACACUCCUCCUGCAGAUAUCGCGUACCGACAUGUCUCAUAUCAGAGCCACGGGAGCUCGCUUUGCCGGUCCACAGGCUCUGUCCUGCUCCCCCCACUUCUGGAUAGCCAAUCUCCAGCAUGGGAACCCGCUUGGAACAACGAAUACACCACCUCUGAGCAAAACUCACUAUUCCCCCCUGAUUCCUCAAGUACCCUCCCUGAUCCCGGUAACUUUGGAGACCUCGAUAUAGCGUACAUCAAUGAGCUUUCAGAGCUUGACAUAGAGCUGGUCAAAAAGCGAAAUCGGACAGCGGCAGUAAGUGUUUGA
Molecule: messenger RNA, 363 nt
Organism: Pleurotus ostreatus (oyster mushroom)
Lineage: Eukaryota; Fungi; Basidiomycota; Agaricomycetes; Agaricales; Pleurotaceae
Exons: 1
Coding region: 1-363 (120 amino acids)
Source: RefSeq, a predicted model, not a curated record